UGUGCCCGCAGCACAAAUCAAACGCGUCGUGGACUCUUAAAAGCGCUUUUGGGCAAACAAGGCACCAGCCCUCCGUUGGACUGCACGGGAAGAAGAAGCGAGCCCCAGCGACAGCAAAGAGAGAGGGAGAAAGAUGGACGAACAAGCUAUGUUGGAGACGAGCAAGGCGGAGCGAGCCGUAUGGCUGAUGAAGACCCCGCAGGUGGUCGCUCAGACCUGGCAGAACAACGCCGACGCUGGACACCCUGUUGCCAAGGUCGUCCUCUCCGUCGAUCCCCUCCAGACCGAUCCGUCCUGCUCCGUCCAGUUUGAUAUGGAACUGACAACUACAGAUAAUGCAAAUAAGCCAAAGAGCUACUCCUUGAACAUGUUUAAAGACUUUGUUCCUAUGUGUGUCUUUGCUGAGACAAGUCAAGGACGGGUUUCAGUGGAAGGGAAGGUGGAACACAAAUUUGAUAUGAAGCCAAAUAAUGAAAAUAUUGAGGAAUAUCGAAGAUUGUGCAGGGAAAGGACAAACAAAUCCAAGAUAAAAGUUAGACAAGUUCAGGUGAUCGAUAAUGAUCGUGGAGUACAUAUGAGGCCCAUGCCUGGAAUGGUUGGCUUGCUUGGCUCGAAUUCAAAGGAUAAGAAGAAAACUGCUCCAGUGAAGGGUCAGGACAUGAAAAGAACACGUAGGGAUCGUGGUGAACUGGAAGAUAUCAUGUUCAAGCUUUUUGAAAGACAGCCAAAUUGGACUUUAAAGCAGCUUGUGCAAGAGACAGACCAGCCUGCGCAAUUCUUGAAGGAGAUCCUCAAUGAACUGUGCGUUUAUAACAAGCGAGGAACAAACCAGGGAACUUAUGAGCUUAAGCCAGAAUAUAAAAAAUCUGCUGAGGAGGUUGAUGCUGAUUAGAUUCCCUUGCAGAUGAAAGAUGAGAAGUGAGGCUAGUAGGAUGCCUUCUGCAUUGAGCAUGAAGGCGGAAUCUUUGCUUUGCCUUCUGCUGAGUGUACUUGAGAAUGUAGAAUGUAAACGAUGUCAGGAAAAUUAAAGGUUGUUCGCGUCUGUUGGUAUGAAAAUCUUGAUAUGUUUUGCUAAUGCAAAGACUGUACUGGUUAUGUUGGUCGGAAAUAGAUAAAAAAUUGUUGCUGUUUCAAGGCAUUUCAA
Nymphaea colorata (pocket water lily) is the source of this 1144-nucleotide messenger RNA. RefSeq lists its product as uncharacterized. Gene Ontology annotation, biological process: transcription by RNA polymerase II; transcription initiation at RNA polymerase II promoter. Lineage: Eukaryota; Viridiplantae; Streptophyta; Magnoliopsida; Nymphaeales; Nymphaeaceae. The transcript is spliced from 6 exons. Bases 134 to 892 code for a protein of 252 amino acids. Gene Ontology annotation, cellular component: transcription factor TFIIF complex. The record is from RefSeq and is a predicted model, not a curated record.